AUGGGGCUUCUGGCUGGCAGGGAGGCUCGAUGUCUUCUUCAGUUUGAGACACUGCUGGACAGUGCUCUGCGUGGCCGGCUCUCAACAGAGGAGAAGCUGAGCUUUGGCCUCAUCUGUGCUGCCCUGGGCAGCCAAGACCCCAGACCUGGAGCUCGCCACAUCUUUAUACAGAACAUCAGCAAAAUGAAAAGCAUGAACAGCCAAAAAGGCCUCAAUGAUGCUAGUUUUCUCGAGGGAAACUCCGAAUCCUCUGCAACUUGGAGUGGCCCGCCUUCGGAGUGGGCUGGCCAGCUGAAGGUUCUUUCGAACCAAGACUUUGUCGGGCAGUAUGGGCAAAGGUCAUUGAACACCCAUGACCCCACCUGGGAUGAUUGUCAGCAACUUUUACAGGCUCUGUUCACAUCCGAGGAAUGAGAAAGAAUUAGAAGACACGCUAUUCGGUCAGUGCUGAGGGGAACUGAGGGGCUUGUUGACGACCAACAACAACAGGCCCGAGUUGAAGCACAACUCCCCAUCUCCCAUCCCAAAUGGGAAUCGAAUUCCACCGGAGGUAGGGAAGCUCUUCACAACUACAGUCAGCAUCUCCUGGCCGGCCUUAGGGGAGCUGCUCGCAAGCCUACCAAUUUGAGCAAGGUAAGCGAGGUCCUACAAGGGCCUGAGGAAUCCCCCUCGGCCUUCCUGGAGCGUUUACUGGAGGCAUAUUGUACGUACACUCCAAUUGACCCAGAUGCUCCAGCGAACAGGCAGGCAAUUAAUCUGGCUUUUGUAACUCAGUCAGCCCCAGAUAUUAAGAAAAAAUUACAGAGAAUUGAGGGCUUUGAAGGAGAGAAUAGGGAAAAAUUGAUAAGUGUAGCAAUGAAGGUGUUCACAAACAGGGAUCCACUCGAAGAUAGAAUAACUAAAAAGAUGGCAAGGGCAAGUAUAAUGAUGAUGGCAGAAGAAGGUUUUAUACAGAAGGGGAGAAAAAUGAAAUGGGGAAAUAAGGAAAAGAGAUGGCCUCCUGUAGAUAAAGAUCAGUGUGCAUAUUGCAAAUAAAGAGGGCAUUACAGGAAAGACUGUGAAAAAUGGAAAAAGAAAAAGGAACUAGAAAAGAAACCAGAAACGAAAACGGGAGGAAUCUUUUUCACAGGGGAAGAAGAAGAUUGACAGAGCCAUGGCUCAUGGCCGCUUAACCCUGAUGAGCCUAUGGUAACUUUGGGAAUAGGGGGAACAGAUGUUAAGUUUCUUGUAGACACUGGAGCGGCCCAUUCAGUCCUCAAAGCUCCCCUUGGAGCACUUUCCUCCAUGAUGUCUUC
Molecule: messenger RNA, 1295 nt
Organism: Fukomys damarensis (Damara mole-rat)
Lineage: Eukaryota; Metazoa; Chordata; Mammalia; Rodentia; Bathyergidae
Exons: 4
Biological process (GO): virion assembly
Source: RefSeq, a predicted model, not a curated record